This is a messenger RNA of Pelmatolapia mariae (spotted tilapia), 1699 nucleotides long. RefSeq lists its product as uncharacterized. Lineage: Eukaryota; Metazoa; Chordata; Actinopteri; Cichliformes; Cichlidae. The record is from RefSeq and is a predicted model, not a curated record. Bases 116 to 1699 code for a protein of 527 amino acids. The transcript is spliced from 8 exons.
CAGAGUGGACAACAGCACGUAGUAGAGAGCAGAAGCACAUUUGAGGUGAUUUCAGAGCGUCUGAGGAGGCUCAGUGUUGUGCGCAGCUGGAAGGAGUCUCAGCUAAUACAGAAGCAUGGAACUUCAGAGCAAGAAGCCUGAUGCAGGCACGUCAGUGAACUACAGCCCAGGAGUGGAAGAAAGGCCGCUGGAAAGGCCACGGGAGGAAGAAGGUGUGGAUAAUCAAAGAAGAAUCUACCCAGUCCAGCAAGGAAUAAAGAUUCAGUUUCAUUCAGCUGUUUCUGACUCUACGAAUGUGGCUGAAGAGGGAAUCCGCCACUGGACAGAUGAUGAAGUAAGAGCGCUGCUGUGCGUCUGGGCCGACCGCAACGUUCGGGAACGUUUGAAAAGCACGCUGCGCAACAAAUCCAUAUUCCAAGAGAUGGCUCAGCAGAUGCAAAGAAAAUAUGGGGUGAUACGCGACUGGAGACAAUGCCGUACAAAAUACAAGAAUUUGAAAUAUGACUAUAAGAUUGCUAAAAGUGCACACGCUGCAGGAGGCAGCAGUGCAGGAAGCCUGGGGAAGUACAUGAAGUUUUUUGAUGAAGUGGAAGCUGUUUUACUGGACAAAGGACUGGAAAAUGGGAGCAUGGAGAUGCAGAAGAGACUAGAAGCAGGGAGGCUACAAACACCAGCAGGCCACACGGGGCAGAUAACAGGCUCUGAGAGUGAGGUGGUCAUCGACAUGGAUGAUGAUGACAACAGUGACGAUUGCAACAUGGACGGAGAAAUGGAAAUAAAGAGAGAGAGAAGUUCAGGUUUGCCAACAAAGAAAAGAAAAUCUGCCACCUGUGGAGUUUAUGCCCAUCGAGCACACACAGACUCCAGCUCUGACCAAGUGGUCACAGUGUCGGACGCUGGUCGAAACUGGAGCGACCAAGAGGUGCGAGCCCUGAUCCAAGUCUGGUCCGAUGAGCGUAUACGCAGGAAGCUGGAGAGCUCAACCAGAAAGAGGGACAUCUUUGUCCAGAUCUCGAGCAGGUUACUGCAGCAAGGCAUCGACCGUGACUGGAAACAGUGCCACACUAAGUACAGGAACCUCAAGUAUCUCUACAGGUGCCUUCAAAGGGGCAAGACUGACGAAGCUGACCCGAGAUGCCUCAUGAAGUUCUACGAAGAAGUGGACUCCAUUAUGAAUCAGAGGACUAUCGACUCUCUGCAGGAACCAGGAGCAGAUUCAGACAGACUUACAAUAUCUGACAACUGUGAUGAGAAGAACAAGGUGGACGGCAAUUUGACAAAUUCUGACUUAUCAGUAACCAUCGAGGCAUCAAACACUUACGAGUCAGAGCGGCAUAAAAUCAAGGAGCAUCGUUUGGAUCAAGAACACAUGUUGAUGAGUGCUUCUGAGAGUGAGCUCGAUAAAGAGAAUACUACUGCAUCAAACAGAAGACUGAAGAGGAAAGCUGUGGAUGAAGACCCUGGACUGCACACAUCAGUGAAAAAGCUGAACCCUCUUGGCCCUGUUGUUGCUGACAGACUGCACACCCAGUGUAAAGAAGAGCAGGACCACAUCCCCAUAAUAAAGAUCAACUCAGUCUGUUCCAUGGCCUCCCCUGCUCCAUCGCCACAGGGCUGCUCAGGAUCCACGAGCACCAUGGCCUCCACCCCAGUGUUUAAAAUCGGCCAGAAGCUCAAUGAGGGAAAUUAUUAUAAAUGA